AACAACACCAUCACAAUAAUUAUGUUAAAUUUAUUCAAUAGUAAUAAUAAUAAUAAUCCUAAUAAUCAUCAUCAGCUACAGGUGCCAGAGAUUAAUAUUAUUAAUAGGAGGAGGCAAUGUUGCAGUGCUAUUAUCGUAGGACAUACCGUUAAUAGUAUCGCUAAAAUGUGUAAAAGUUUCCUAAUACCUGUCCAACUGUUCCUAAUUGUUAAUCUAUUGUUGUUAACUGUGUCGUCGGUGUUACCUACUGGUGCUUCAGCACAGGGAGUACUGUUACCCAAACGGAUAGUCCAGCAGAUUAGCGAAAAAAUCAAACUACCGACCUAUUCGGUACACGAAUUGGACGAUGCAUUCAAUUUGGGCAAAUCAAUGGUCAGCGAUAAGUUGCGGCUGGAAAAUGAACUGAUCCGUGAAGGUAUGACUACGGAUAUGUCGAAAGUUACGGCCACUAGUCGUCAUCAGGCAGUGACCACUACGCUGGCCAAAGGCAACCAAUUGGAGCACAUGCAGGAACUGUUUGAAGAGACCAGUAAGAUAUUGUUGAAAAAUAUGACACACGGCUCAGUGGAUCCAAUGGUUUUUGCCGAAUCGGCUAUUGCACUGCAAUCGAUACCGUUGUUGACCGCACCGAGUGCCCGACACGCUGUCCAACGAUGCCAGGAGGAACAGUUUGUCCAUUGUCAACCGUCACGCUACAGGACAGCCGACGGUAGCUGCAAUAAUUUGGUUCACCCGAAUUGGGGCCGAUCUUUCUCAUGUUUUGUCCGAUUGAUUGCACCGGACUAUGCGGACGGCCAGUCGGCACCCAGGAUAUCGGUAACGGGUGCACCGCUGCCCAAUCCACGUAUCCUAUCGGCCGUAGUGCAUCGGGAUCUAAACUAUCCGGCCACCUAUACCCAUAUGGUCAUGCAAUAUGGCCAGUUUUUUGCCCACGACAUUGCCUUUACACCGAGUUCACGUACCCGUGACGGCAAAAUGAUACAGUGCUGUCCACUCGAACAGAACAGCCAUCCCCAGUGCUAUCCAAUUCACGUACCCCUGGAUGACCCGUUUUAUUCAAAAUUUGAAGAAAAUUGUCUGAAUUUUGUCCGUACAGCUAUGUGUCCGCAGUGUCGACUGGGACCCCGCGAACAGAUGAACCAGAUUACUGCCUAUAUUGACGGAUCAAAUCUGUACGGAAGUAUGCAAAAUGAAACCGAAUCAUUGUGGACCCGAACGGGUCCGGCCGGUCGUAUGCACGUAUCGUUGGCCCGGAAUGGCGGCGAAUUGUUGCCACAGUCGCCCGAACCCGACAAAGAUCAGUGUAGUAAACUGGACGAACAGCUACUGUGUUUCAAGGCCGGGGACAAACGUGCCAAUCAGCACCCGGCCCUCAUGUCGUUGCACGUACUAUGGCUUCGUCAACACAAUCGGGUGGUCAACGAACUCAAACGGGUUAACCCGCACUGGAACGGCGACAUACUGUACGAAGAAGCCAAACGUAUAGUCGUAGCCCAGAUGUCUCAUGUAGUCUACGCCGAAUGGCUACCGAUUGUCAUCGGACCGGAUGCCAUGAAAUUUCUGAAACUCAGUGUCCUGCAGGACGGCUACACUGAAUACGAUCCGCACGUAAAUGCCGGCAUUAUCAACGAGUUUGCCGGUGCCGCUUUCCGAUUUGGUCACUCACUAGUCAACAAUGUUUUUGCCGAAAUCUUGCCCAAUGGUAAAACAUCAGGCUAUCGACUUCGGGAGUUUUUCUUCAAUCCGUUUGGCUUUUACGAGGGACAGUUGGAUUCAGUGUUGAGAGGACUGAUCAGUCAGGCCGCCCAAAACAGGGAUCCGUUUGUGUCGUCCGAUAUGAAGAAUCAUCUCUACCGGCCGAAAGACAAUCCGUACGGUCUGGAUUUGCCCGCUUUCAAUGUUCAGCGCGGCCGCGAUCACGGUAUCCGCGGCUAUACUAGUUAUCUGAAGUUUUGUUUCGACGAAAAGAUACACAACUGGAACCAAUUGGACCAAUACAUGCCAACCUCGCAGAGGAUGCGCUUCCAAAAUCUAUACAAAUCCGUACACGACGUCGACCUGUUCAGUGCCGGUCUGGCCGAGUAUCCAUUGCCGGGUGCGGCCGUCGGACCGACAUUUACCUGUAUAAUAGGCAUACAGUUUUAUAAUCUAAAAUAUGGCGACCGAUUCUGGUACGAACAUAAGGGUCAAGUGGGCUCAUUUCUACCCGAUCAAUUGCAUCAGAUAAAGAAGAUAUCUUUAGCCAAAUUGAUUUGUGCCAAUGGAGACGACAUCGAGUUUGUUCAGAAAAACGUAUUCAGAGGAGAGUCAGCCCGCAAUCCCGUGGUCUCCUGUAAGACACUGCCGGACACUAUGCUGGGCGCCUGGAGGAGUGCAGCUACAGGUUAACCAUAACUAUAAAAAAAACUACCCGUCCAAUCAAUCAAUCAAUGUCUUUUUAAAAAAAAACCUUGAUUUUCAUUUUUAUAUAUAUAAAAAUAAAAUCAAUUAACAAUUGUUUGUUUUAUAUAUCAUUUGAUAUCUCAUUUCCUCCACAAACAUACAUCC
Messenger RNA from Oppia nitens, 2547 nucleotides. Its product is annotated as peroxidase-like. Lineage: Eukaryota; Metazoa; Arthropoda; Arachnida; Sarcoptiformes; Oppiidae. The coding region runs from base 22 to 2388 and encodes 788 amino acids. Gene Ontology annotation, molecular function: heme binding; peroxidase activity. Gene Ontology annotation, biological process: response to oxidative stress. The transcript is spliced from 4 exons. The record is from RefSeq and is a predicted model, not a curated record.